This is a messenger RNA of Symbiodinium natans, 1260 nucleotides long. NCBI's taxonomy places the organism in Eukaryota, Dinophyceae, Suessiales, Symbiodiniaceae. The record is from the annotation of a GenBank genome assembly.
AUGUCUACACCGGCCGCUGCUGCGGCACUGCCCUGGGAGGAGUGGCAUGAGUUCUGGUUCGGGGACUAUUGGAGCGAAGAGGUGACCGUCGACGCGCUCACAGUGGUUGGGAUGGUCAUGGUGAUCUACGGGGUGGAGUACCUUUUGGCGAUCCAGGAGCUCAGGAGCAUCCAUCUGAUCCGACAGCUUGUUGGCCCCGGAAGCAUGCAUGAUGCUAGCGAUGCUAGUGGAGAGUUUGGGGACAGCGGAGAGAGAGAAGCGCCGGAUGUUCUCAGCACCGGCGCAAAAGUACUCUGGCGGCAUGGUGAAGCUUCAGAAAGUUCCACAUUGAAAGUUCCAUUGUUGGCGGAGAGAUGCAGUGAGACCAUGCACAUGAUGCUUGGUGGGCCCAUCGGCGCAGGCUUCGAGGACGUCCCCUUGAGCAAAGCCGUGCCCAAGAUCCUUUCCUGCAUUUCGCCAAAACUGUCUGUGGCUUGGGCCGCUCGAGCCAAACGAGGUGAAGCUAAGCCAGAGUCCCGUGAGGACCGAGGUCCCUUGGAAGACCUUGGAAGUGGGAAGAAAGAUGGAGGAAAGCCCAAUGAAAAGACGGAAAGGAGUGGUUCCUGCAGGGACGCGGAACUCAAGGGCAGCGAGCGCCCGAGCAAUGCUCGGAAAUUGGACGGUGGAGUUUUCAAGAUCGAGUUCAGCGACUCCUGGCGGACCGUGCUCUCCAAUGCACUUCAAGAAGAAGACUGCAGACCUGAGGACUGCAGGGUCUUCAAUCGGCGCGGCGAGCUGAUUCCCUUGUUCUUCGACGGAGACUUCGUCCCGGCUCCGAAAGAGUUCCCGCUCCGAGUGGCUCUGGAGAAGGAUCGCCAAAGUUGGGAUGACACGAGCAAGUUGGACUGGCCCCGCAUAUCGGCAGAGUCUGACGAGGCGAUCUGGACUGCCACGAGCGCAGCAUCGCUCAUAUCGGAAGAGCAAGAAGAAGUUCGGAGAGCAGCAAGCAGCGUGGCUUCAGCGGCAGAGACUGACGACGAGGUGCCUUCUCACCUGCAAGCUGUUGCCAAGAGCCUUCGACAGUGGCUGGCCGAAAUGAAGCUGCAGCACUUGGAAUCUUCGGUCCUGAGAUGGUGUGACGAGAUGGGUGCAUGCUCAGUGAAGGAGGCUUGCAGCCUAAGUCCUGUGGCGUCUGUUUAUGAGAAGCGCGGUUUCUUCAUUGGGCCUGCUACCAAAGGGCUUGCGAGGUGGUCCAAUUGGAAACUUUCGCCUUCACUUUGA